AUGGUGGCGGUGGGGGGUGAGGACGGCGGCGGCGGUGGAGACGAGGAAGAAGUCGACGGAGGUGGAGCCAGAUCAGGUCUUCGGGCGCUCCGGGCGCCGGGGACCACGCCAUGGUGGAAGGGGAAAUGCGAGCACGACAACAGGGGAGGGGUGGAAUUGGAGAUGAACGGGCAGACCUAUGCACACACCAACAGCCACCAGAGCGGCGCCAUUGUCAAACUCGCCUCUGCCGCCACCUUCAUCACCUCCUCCUUCACACAAGGCUCCAAUCCCAUGGCACCUGGCAUCCCGUGGAGCCGGAUCUCUGCGGAGACUCCGUGA
Molecule: messenger RNA, 321 nt
Organism: Miscanthus lutarioriparius
Lineage: Eukaryota; Viridiplantae; Streptophyta; Magnoliopsida; Poales; Poaceae
Source: the annotation of a GenBank genome assembly